Schistocerca piceifrons (Central American locust) is the source of this 1740-nucleotide messenger RNA. Its product is annotated as serine/arginine repetitive matrix protein 1-like. The coding region runs from base 1 to 1740 and encodes 579 amino acids. The record is from RefSeq and is a predicted model, not a curated record. The transcript is spliced from 5 exons. Lineage: Eukaryota; Metazoa; Arthropoda; Insecta; Orthoptera; Acrididae.
AUGUCAUCCGUCUCUCUGUUCCAAGAACACAGGCCUCCAACGGUGCUGGUCCGAUAUACAGUUAACAGAACACCGCACGUUGCUGUCACUGAGCUGAAGGAGCGCGUCGUCAGUCGGUUGUCACCAUUCUCUUUCCAGGUGUCAAGCGUCGUUCAGCGACACGGACGCUGGGGAGCGCCAGAUCGAUGCCCGCCACCUCCGCGCUCGUACCUGCGCACGCACUCGCACACGCAGCCUCCCUGCGGGCGGCAGCGGCUGUCAGCGACUUACCUCGUCCCUGGCGCGGAGUGGAGCGGCGCUGCACGACGCGCUCACCACCGCUGCCGAGGCGCGACUCGGCCAGCUCACGCUUGCAUCGAUUGGCGGCUGGCCGUCUAUGACGUCAUGCGUACUCGGCCAAUAGCGUGGCGCGCCUUACAUAAUGGAGGCUGCAGGAGCCGGGAGUGCGCGUGCGCGGCAGCGCCGCCGCGGCCGUGUGCUUCCCCCCUUCAGCCCUCUACUAGCACCCCUGACCAGGCGGCCGGACUUCCACCACCAACGCGGAGCUCUCGGGUCUGCAUUAGCCGGCAGCCUGACACUACUCCUGGAAGUGAAGUCGUGUCGGCGGCGGAUUUCCGCCUCACGCGGCGCCGCGGCGCGUGCCCGCGCUGGCUGGUAGCCGGCGCUCGCGCCUGGCGGCUGCCUCCCGGAGACGCGCGGCUGCCACACGCCUUGCACGCGCCGCCGCUCCACAAAAAACACGCCUGCCCUCCUCCUCCUCCUCCUACACCGGCUGCUGCCCGGCCGCUGCGCACCGUCACCGAGCACAGCCGCGCCGGAAGCACUGGCCGCCUGGCGCGCGAGACUGGAUGUUGUCAUGUGAACUUGGCAUUGACACCGCCCACGCAGGAGGCGGCGGCGGCGCGUCGCCGCUUUAAGACAAGACGGACGGAAUUAGUCUGGACGCUUUCCGCGGGUCGCCGGAAGACCGUCAAGUCGAACCUAGGCUGCAUUAAAGGGGAUGGCGCCGCCACGUCCGCCCCAGCACGGCCCACAAGUCCUGCCGCCGCCCCACAGCGGCGAGGGAGACGGGGGUCCGGGGUGGAGAGCGGAGGCACCAGCGCAGCGUCGCCGACACUGGAGCUCGUAGCUCCAGCGCGGCGGGUCCCCGUCGGUCCAUGCCGAGAGCAACAGCGACCACUGCGGCCGGAACAAGUCGCGGACAGAGUGCGUCCGAGCAAACAAAAGCGGCGACGUCGCAGUAUCGGGGAAAGUGAAGAGAAGCCGCGGUGCGAACGGCGCGCGCCCCGCUCCGCCACUGGCCGGCGGCCCGGCACCGCAGGCGCGGCCUCGCAUUCAUUAACGGCCGAAAAGUUCCCAAAAAUAAUUGUCAGUUUCAAAAUAAAUCGGCGCUAUCCUGGUCGCUUACCUGACCUGCGCUGCGGGCUGCGGCGUCCGCGUCCGCGUCUCUGCCGUCGGCGGCGGUGGCGGUGUGCCCGCGCGGCGGCGCUGCGCUCGCCGGCCGCCCCCCACCACCGCGCCGACGUCGGCGCCUUACCUUCCCCCGACCCGCCGCGCCCCUCUCCCAGCGCCGGCACCCCCCCUCCCCCUCCCGGACGCCGAGGCGCGGCCGUCUCCGCAACCCCUUCCCGCCGCGUGCGACUGCCGAGCGCUCCCGACUCUAGCCGACAGUGGCCGACGCGCAAAAGUUUUCCACACACUCUCAAUGUCAAGCUGCGUGCCGCAGAGCUCUCGUGCUAA